AUGUUUACCAUUCCUCUACGAUUCUUAGUUCACACCUAUGUACUGCUGUUCGUUGCAUUCGAACAGAUUGCGUCUAUCCAGAUUAAAACAUUCUCCAGUGCCAUAUUCAUCACAUCAGAUGUGAUCAACACAUUCUCUAACACCACAUGCGAUCAGUGUACAUGUCUUGCAUGGACAUCUCAAGCGGUUGCAUGGAACUGUAUGAUAAACACGAGUACAUGUCAACUAAUCAGCAAAUAUUCAUCGACAAACGGUUACCUGCAAACGACAACCAAUGGAUCAUUUUUUUAUCUGCCAUCAACCACAGUUGGGACAACUAUCGCUGGUUAUAGCACUGGAUACAGUUCAAGUGGAUCGAUGGGAUUGAGACGUCCACAUGGAUUGUUCAUAAGUAGAAAUGGUACUCUAUAUGUUGUUGACACGUUCAAUGCUAGAGUACAAGCGUUCGCAUGGAAUUCAUCUGUUGGCUCAACUGCUGUACCUAGUUCGGUUUUAAGCUACGCUGAGUUCGUGUACGUUAACGAGAAUACCUCGACUAUAUAUACCUCAGACUACAAUUUACAUGGUGCGGUUCUUUACCCUGGUAACACGACAAUACCGACAGCGGGACAAAACUUGACUUGCUCUACCAACCGACCCUAUUCUGCAUCGGGUUUGCUAGGUGAUAGCAAAGGAAAUUUGUACAUUGCAUCUUCGUUUUGUCAUACUGUACUCAAAUUCGAUGGAUCAAAUACAAAUAUUCGCAUUCGUGUGGCAGGUUCAGGGACGGCUGGUAGUGGUAGUUCACAAUUGAAUACUCCGUACGGACUAAGUCUCGAUGAAAAGAACUCCAUUUUGUAUGUAGCUGACACGCAAAACCACCGAAUUCAAAAGAUUUUCCUCAAUCAGAACAGUACUGUUGGCGUUACCGUAGCAGGUGGAAAUGGAGGUGGAUGUGCUUUGAAUCAACUUAAUGCUCCAUCAGGUGUGACUUUUUCGCAGAAAGACGGCUCUGUUUACAUCGCAGACAGCAAUAAUAAUCGAAUUGUUCGUUGGAAAAUCAAUGCCACUGAAGGUGUAGUUGUCGCAGGCAGUUUGAAUUGCAUGGUUGGAACUACCUCAGUUCUGCUCAAUGGCCCGUUUGACCUAAAAUUUGACGCAAAUGAAACCUUUCUGUUCGUUGCCGACAUGUAUAACAAUCGUGUCCAAAGAUUUCAGUUAAAUUAA
Molecule: messenger RNA, 1206 nt
Organism: Adineta ricciae
Lineage: Eukaryota; Metazoa; Rotifera; Eurotatoria; Adinetida; Adinetidae
Source: the annotation of a GenBank genome assembly